Molecule: messenger RNA, 2416 nt
Organism: Erpetoichthys calabaricus (reedfish)
Lineage: Eukaryota; Metazoa; Chordata; Cladistia; Polypteriformes; Polypteridae
Gene: ttyh2
Product: tweety family member 2
Exons: 14
Coding region: 311-1915 (534 amino acids)
Cellular component (GO): plasma membrane
Molecular function (GO): volume-sensitive chloride channel activity; intracellularly calcium-gated chloride channel activity
Source: RefSeq, a predicted model, not a curated record
GCGCCCUUUCUCUGAUUUGCUCGCGUUCACUCCCCAGCUUGUACCGCGGCGCUCGAGAUGUCCGCUUUCAGUCUGGGAUGGACGCGCUAGUUCGAGCGUUUCCUGGAGCUGUCGGCGACGAACAAUGAAGCGCUACUGAGCCACUCGCGAGUGUUCCUUGCUUUCGGACUCCUCGGAACAACUGGAUGCAGUUCUUCAUAUUCAAGUGUGCUGUGCUUUGAGUCUCGGACACUGGGACUCUCGUUUCGUCUCGGUACUCGACGCGUCUCUCCCGCUUUCUGUUAGCCCUGAAGCCCGGCUCAGGGACAGCAUGACUUCGGCACGGGUGGAAUACAUCGCGCCAUGGUGGACUUACUGGCUGCACAACUUCCCGCACAUUAACCUGCGCUUUCAGCCGGUGGAGGACACCUUCAACCCGGAGGACGAGGACUACCAGCAGUCCCUGAUGUUCCUUCUCUGUGUGGCUGCUGCUGGCCUGGGAGUCAACCUUCUGUUCUUGGUCAUCUACCUCAGCUGUCUGUGUUGCUGUCGGAAGGAGGACAGUGAGGAGACUAAGCGUCCAAAGACUUGCUGUGUUACCUGGACAGCAGUUAUCGCUGGCCUUAUCUGUUGUGCUGCAGUUGGAAUUGGCUUCUAUGGAAAUAGUGAAACCAACGAUGGUGUAUACCAAAUGACAUAUUCUCUCUACAAUGCCAACCACACACUACAAGGAGCGGAUACACUGGUGUCAACAACCUUGGGCAACAUGCAGGUCUCCUUGAAGCAGCAUCUGGCUCGGUUAGAUGAGAUUUUUGCUAUGCACAGCGAUUACAUCCAAACCUUGCGCUUCAUGCAACAAAUGGCUGAUAACAUCAUCCGGCAAUUAUCAGACCUUCCUGUCUGGGGACAGAGCAAGAUCAAUCUGGCUGACAUGGCUGAUCAGAUUGCAUACUUUGAAUAUUACAGAUGGCUAACUUACCUGGUGUUGCUCAUUAUUGAUGUCAUCAUUUGCCUGGUGGCCUGCUUGGGUCUAGCAAAGCAGUCUCGGUGGCUGCUGACCACCAUGAUGACUUUUGGGGUACUCGCCUUGAUCCUAAGCUGGGCAUCACUUGGCGCUGACAUGGCCACCGCUGUUGGCACCAGCGAUUUCUGUGUGGCUCCGGACAAAUUUAUUAUGAACCAAACCCACAGUGACAUCAGCUCAGAUGUUGUGCACUAUUACCUGUACUGCAGCCAGACGAUGUCCAACCCAUUCCAGCAGGCUCUCACUACAUUCCAGAGGUCCCUCACGACCAUGCAGAUCCAAGUCCAGGGUUUGCUGCAGUUUGCCGUGCCGAUGUUCCCCACAGCUGAGAAUGACCUACUGAAGAUUCAGCAGCUAUUGAAUACCUCUGAAGCUGGCCUUCACCAGCUGACUGCCCUUCUGGACUGCCGUGGACUUCACAAGGACUACCUGGAUGCCCUCAUUGGCGUGUGUUACGACGGAGUGGAGGGUCUGCUUUACCUCAGCCUUUACUCGCUGCUGGCAGCCACUGCCUACUGCACCAUGCUGUGUGCCAUCCCACGAGCCUGGAGACAUUUCAGCAGCAGAGACAACAAUUAUGAUGAUAUUGAUGAAGAAGACCCAUUCAAUCCUCAGGCACGGCGGAUUGCUGCCCACAACCCUGCCAGAGGACAAAUGCACAGUUUCUGCAGUUAUAGCAGCAGCAUGGGCAGCCAGAGUAGCCUGCAGCCCCCGGCGCAGACCGUCUCCAAUGCCCCCGUCUCAGAAUACAUGAAUCAGUCAAUACUGUUUGGAGGAAACCCUCGCUAUGAGAAUGUGCCAUUGAUCGGCAGAGGCUCUCCUCCUCCUUCGUACUCUCCGAGUAUGCGGGCUGCGUAUCUGUCUGUGACUGGCGACCAGCAGAGACACUACGGCAACGAUUUCCAGGCAUGACGACGUCCAUCCCAGGCCAGCAACAUGGACUCUUCUCUUGGAAGGCACUGUUAAUAUCUGGAGCCCACUUGACUCUCCGACUUACCUGUCCAGGGAGGUGGAGGAGGAGGAGGACAUUUGUGAAGUGCAGUCUUCCCUCUGUCCAGUCUGUCACUGUCUGAGCUCCUGGCACUGCACCACCCUGCCAAGCAGCAGUUUGCUUCACCGCCCACAGCUUAAGAUUCAUUUAAUAUUUUAACAGUUUUUGUUGUUCUGAAUGGGAGGGGGGAGGAGAAAAAAAAAACCAAACUUGUGUGGCAUUCCUGUGCUGUGCCCACCUCUCUGGACAUGGGGGGGGGUUGGUGCUGUGGAGCUGGGCACUGGUGUGUGAGAAUGGCCGCUCGGUGAGCCGCUCUGACCGAUGCCAAGGCACUUCUACCAGUCACUGUGCCCUCUUUAACCUCAUUGUUUUACUACUUAAAAUGUUCUGCAAUAAUUUAUUAAAUGUGCAAAAAAAAUUGA